Ananas comosus (pineapple) is the source of this 1266-nucleotide messenger RNA. RefSeq names its product probable serine/threonine-protein kinase PBL18. Gene Ontology annotation, biological process: protein phosphorylation. NCBI's taxonomy places the organism in Eukaryota, Viridiplantae, Streptophyta, Magnoliopsida, Poales, Bromeliaceae. The coding region runs from base 136 to 1125 and encodes 329 amino acids. Gene Ontology annotation, molecular function: protein kinase activity; ATP binding. The transcript has 6 exons. The record is from RefSeq and is a predicted model, not a curated record.
UCCUUGAUCUUUCCCUACUUGCCUUUACCAUAUACUUGGUUUGGAUUGCAUUAAUGGACUAACUAAUAAGAGAACUCUAAAAAGGAAAAAUUAAAAAGGGACAGUAAGAGAACUAAAUUUUGUAGCAACUGCUUGAUGGGGAACCUCUGUGGGAGAUCUGCUGAGUGCUCAGUUGCUGCUUCUUCCUCUUUUCAUGCUUCUUCCUCUUUUCAUGCAGAUGAAACAUCACCUGCUGCGAAUUUGAACUCCUUCAGCUUGAAUGAUCUCAAGUUAGCCACCGAAAACUUCGACUGGAAUUCACUUCUCGGCAAAGGGUCGUUCGGGCGUGUCUACAAAGGGUGGAUUGAUGAGGAAACUUUUGCCCCUACAAAACCAGGAGUCGGUAUCGCUGUCGCCGUUAAGAAACAUAAAUCAGAAAGUCAUUGGGGGCGUAACGAAUGGCAGGCAGAAGUCACUUACUUGGGCCGUCUUCACCACGAAAAUAUUAUAAAACUUGUCGGUUACUGCGCAGAAUCUGACAGCAAAAUUCUUGUGUAUGAGUAUAUGCCUGGAGGCAGCUUGGCAAACCAUUUAUUCAGAGAGGCACAGCCGAUUUCUUGGGAAAUGCGUAUCAGCAUUGCGGUCGAUGUCGCUCGAGCACUAUCAUUCUUACAUAGCUUGGAAACUCAAGUGAUCUACCGCGAUUUGAAGUCCUCCCAUGUUCUCCUUGACUCGGACUUCAGAGCAAAACUGUCAGAUUUCGGUCUGGCACGGAACGGUCCAACUGGGGAUGAAACACAUGUUUCGACUUGCGUUGUUGGAACCGUUGGUUUUGCUGCUCCAGAGUAUAUUACAACAGGUCACUUAACUGCGAAAUGCGACGUAUACAACUUCGGGGUGUUAUUGUUAGAACUCAUAUCUGGAAGGAAAGCAGGGUCACAUUUACAUGAGAAAAGAGAGAUACCUAGAAUGAUGGACGCGAGGCUCGAGGGUCGGUACCCGAGGAAAGAAGCCAAAGCUGUUGCUGCUCUUGCUUUCAGGUGCACACAUGCUGAUCCGAGAAAGCGGCCGAACAUGGCAGAGGUGCUGACAGCAUUAGAAGAGAUCAAACAAUCUAAAGAUACUUCAAUUGCUCAAGCACACUGAAGGAAGAUUUCGGCCCUCGGGAGACUCUUAGCUCUUAUGUUCUUGUUGCUCUAUCCCCCUUACUAAUAUAAACUCAUACACAGAAUGAUUGGCUUAAAGCAAUACUAAAUAAAUGAAAUAAAUGGGUUUUUCUCUUUUUAA